AUGAGGGAUGACGCGCUUCUGCACCCCUUGCCAGGUCGGCCACCCACAUCCGCGAGUGCGGGCUUCUGGACUUUGCGCCGGCGCCUGCGCUUGCCCCGGCGCCUGCGAGAUUUCGGCAUCCUGCUUGGCCUGACCGCCGGCCUGCUGUACAUGCUGGCCGGCUGGCCCGGGCCGCCCGACGGACGGCAUGCGGCCGAACCACCGAUCGAGGUCGCGCGCGGGGCAAAGUCCCCGCCCGAGCGGCCAUUGGAUCUGGCGCCGGCGGCUCCCCCGAGCCCGGAUCCCGCGCGGCUGGACGUGAUCGCGGCGGCCGCCGACUCGACGCGGCUCGGUCGCUUCCUGCGUAGCUCCACCGGGGGUGGGCACUGGCUGGCCGGCUGGGAGCCCCUGCCGAUGGUGGCCGGCGCUGCCUCGACCGACUCCGACACCGGCCCGUCCUCGGACGAGACUUCUCACGGCCCACGAUCCGCACGUCACUUGGUGCUCGUGGUGCCUUGGCACGACGAAGCGGACCCCGGCCGCCGGGCCGAGUACCUGGCGGCUCUGCGGCGGAAUUUGGCCCUCCUCGAGGCCGGGCCCCUGGGCUUGGACCGGGUGGUCCUGCUGGUGGCGGCCUCGGGCCGGGAGGCCCUUGUCCCAGGGUCGGACGAAUUCGACUUGCCAGCCUCAUCGGAUGCCGUGGCCGCCAUGGACGCUCUGGCAGGGGCCGACCGGGCCCGGGUGGCCAUUCGCCUGGUUCCCUCGGUGGGGUCGGUCCUACAGGCGGCCUCGCGUGCUGGGGUCCGGCAAACGGACUUGACCGACCUCCAAGGCCGGGUCAGCCUAUGGCAUGCACUGCGAACGGCGGAUGCCGCGUGCGCUGCCCUUGGCGACGCGUGCUCGGGGCCUGGACGCCGGUGCCCCCGGCCGGAGUGUGUUCGCAUCCUUGCCAAUGCUGACAUCUCCCUGGACGCCUCGAUCGGUUUGCUGCGCCUUGACCCGUGGCUCGGCCGCUUUGACGGCGAUGCCAACUUGGGUGCCGAUGCAAUGGCCGAAGAUACGCGUGCGGCGGAUUUGCUGCAACGUGCCCGGCGAUCCCGGCGAUCGGUCGAGCAUGUAGCCCCUCCGGGGGGCGGCCCGGCCAGCAAGCGCAUUGCGUAUUUCCUUUCCCGGCAUGAGGCUGUCUCUUCGCCACUUGCGCCGGACAUGUGUGGAGAGGCGUAUGCUGGCAGCCAUGAUGUGGUGGCCUGGAUGCAUGGCCUCGAUGAGCAGGCCGACUAUCGGGUAUAUCGCGACCGGUCUGCCGGGGCUGGGAAAGCUCCGCGUCCCCUGCCAAAGGAGGAUUUGGCCUUGAUUCCUCUCGGAAGCGUUGGCUAUGAGAACCGGCUGAUGUAUGAGUUUUCCGCGUCCGGGCUCUUUAUCCCGAUGAAUCCGUGCUUCAGCAUUCGCAGCUUUCACCACCACCAGUCUGGCCGCCGCGCGUGGCGGGCCCCAAGCACGGACCGGUCCAUCGACAGCCUGCUGUCCGGCUUUCGGGCCAACACCGAUGGCCGGUCGCUCUAUGUCCGGCCGACCUUUCACCAUUUGGAUCCGCGCCUGGCCGCCGGCCGGCCGGCGGAUGUCUGGCGCGACCUGUUUUUGGCGUACGACCGCGAGCAGGUCCGCCCGUAUGUGGACCUGAAGUUGAUCGGGUGGAUUCUCCGGCGCUCGGUGCGUCUGGUCGAUGAUGAGGCCACCGAUCAGGCAGGCAUUGCGGCCGAGGUGGCCGAGUCCGAUGCCGUGGUCGGUGCCCAGCCCGAAACCCUGUGCCGGGUGCCGCUGGCCCUGCGGGACCUGGUUGCUGGCUUCUGCGAUCGCCUGCGCCGGGUGUCCGGCAACAAGCGCAGCCGAUGGGACUGCGACCUACUUCCAUGCGAGGUGAUCGACCCGCGGCAGGCCCUCUCGCAGCGGUUCACGUGCGGUGCGGCGCCACACCAAAUUGUGUGUGAGCGGUGGACUUCGCUGCCGGGUCUCUUUCGGCGGCCGGCCGGCGCGCUGGCCAGUCCCGAAGGCGCCGGCGCCCUGCCGGUGCACUAUGAGGGACGCUUUGCGGCCGAUGCAUCCUUCUUCGAUAAGCUGGCCAAACUGGCCCAAGCCAACAAGGUGCAGCACAUCUUUUCACACAUGGGGGAAAGCCUAUCGGGCCAUCCGGCCGCCUUGCGCGCGGUCUUCCUCCAGACGCUCAGCCCUGAGCCGGAGGAUCGCUUUGGCUUGGCCACAUUGGCCACUCGAGCCGAGCAGUGCACCGACCGGCUGGCCCUGCCGGCUCUGCCGGCGGACCUCCUGCCGCCGGCCAACAUGCCGCCGGUCUUUGGCUGGAGCAUCGGACAUAUGUCGCACUUGUUCCGGGAUCGAAGCUGGCACUAUCUGCGGCACUUGGAUCUUGGCUCCUUCGCUUCGGACCGCACUGCCAGCGAUUUGGCCCUCGAGUGGCGCCAGCGCCCCGGGGGGGUGCUCUUCUUGGCGCACAAUUGUCGUAACGCCUCGUGGCGAGCCCAGAGCGUCCUGGCUCUGGAUCGGGCUCUCCGGCGAGGGUAUUCCCCCGAUGCUCGUGGCGGUGCCUUCGAUCUGGCCCGGGUGGUCCCGGCAUCCGAAGCACCGGGGCGAGUCGAACAGCCCGGGGGCCCCACCACGGCCACUGCCACCGCCACCGCCACCGGUUCCCAGGCGACCGCCUUCGCAGAGACCUCCUCGGUGUCUGGCUCAGUCGAUCGGCCGGGCCGGUGCCUGAAUAACAUGGCCUGGCCGCUGCCAGCCCAGUGUCACCCGGACGCCGUGGUCCUCAGCCCACCGCUGCUGGCGGAGUGCCGGGAAAUCGCCCAAACCGAGCGCGAGGGCGGCCGUGCCGGUAAAAUCGCCCUCAUGCGCCGGUACCGCUUUGUGGUGUCCAUCGAGAACGUACAUGAGUGCGACUAUGUCACGGAGAAGCUGUGGGAUGCCCUGGCUGCUGGAGCCAUUCCGAUUUAUCUCGGCCCGCCGGCCGAUCCGCCGGGUGCCCCGCUGGACCCGGCCCCCUGGCAGUGGUGCCACCUCGGGGCGGCGUUGCGCUUUUCCCCCCGGCCGAUGGGCUGCCUGGAUGACGGGCCCUUGGCGGGGACUGGGGGCUCUGAGACUGAGGACCCGGUCGCGGACUGGGAGUUCUUGAAUGAUCGCUCGACGGUCGGCAUCAACGCGGCCGCGGCCCAGGUUGCCCGGGCCAUUCAUCGGCUGGAGCAUUCGCUGGAUCUGGCGGCGCGCUUCUUCGCCUGGCGGUCGGUGGUCGACGAGACCGCCGCCGGGGCCAAAUUCCGGGCGUUCCUGGCUCGGGUGGCCGCCCUGCAGGCACUCGAUCAGAUUGAGCUGCUACCCAGCCCCGCUGGCGAUCCAGCUCCCGCCGGGCCGAACCCGGGAGGGACAUCUGCCCUUCCCCCUCCGACCGAGGAGGAUUGCCACGUGUGUCGGCGCCUGCUCCAGUUGAACCGCCGGCCGGGCUGA
Molecule: messenger RNA, 3492 nt
Organism: Fonticula alba
Lineage: Eukaryota; Rotosphaerida; Fonticulaceae
Exons: 9
Coding region: 1-3492 (1163 amino acids)
Cellular component (GO): membrane
Molecular function (GO): alpha-(1->3)-fucosyltransferase activity
Source: RefSeq, a predicted model, not a curated record